Molecule: messenger RNA, 3593 nt
Organism: Anarrhichthys ocellatus (wolf-eel)
Lineage: Eukaryota; Metazoa; Chordata; Actinopteri; Perciformes; Anarhichadidae
Gene: pop1
Product: POP1 homolog, ribonuclease P/MRP subunit
Exons: 14
Coding region: 337-3183 (948 amino acids)
Biological process (GO): tRNA 5'-leader removal
Cellular component (GO): nucleolar ribonuclease P complex; ribonuclease MRP complex
Source: RefSeq, a predicted model, not a curated record
AGGAAAACUCACAUGGUAACUGACUGGAAGUAGAGAGGACGUCUACACUUUGAGCAAAGUUUCUGACGUACUAUAAUACUGGCGAAUCUAGAGGUGAACAUAUGCUGUGGCACCAUGCUAUACCUUCUGUUAGAUGUAUCGUAUUCGUUGGUGUUAAUUAGCUAGCUAAACAAACCACAACUUAACGUGGAGUAAAGGAGCCUAGCUAGCUGCUAACGCGAGCAAUAGCUGAUACUGGCAAGUCACGCUGGUGUUUGAAGUGUCAGCCUCUCGUGUAGCUAAUCGGCCAGGCUGUCAGCUGGCGUCUAAAACGUGCCCUGUUGUUUUCUGUAGAAAAUGUCUGCAGCUAAAGUGAAGAUGCGCGAGAAGAAGAUGAGAAACCAGCCCGCCAGUGUUCAGUACACAUCCUCGUCCCAGAAGAACGGGGAGGACACUCCGGUCACCGGUGGUGGUGAGGGUCCAUCUGGCGUCCAUCCAAACACAGAAAGGACAAAGAACCGUCCCCAGCGGGGGGGAUGGGUCCGAGGACACCAGUGGGAUGGUGGAGACUACGCCAAGGAGAUGCCCAAGUACAUCACUGCUGGAGCUUUUGCCAGGGUGAGAGCGGCGGAGGUGAGCGCCAUGCUGAAAGCCGUCACCAAGACAACGGGCAGCUGCCAUGUGUUUGGAGCCCUGCCCAAACACAUGAGGAGACGGGCCAUGAGCCACAACACCAAGCGGCUCCCUUGCAGGCUAAGAGAUGUGGCCAACAGAAUGCGAGAGAAGAGCUUCCAGGCCGGCUCCAAGAAGAAGAAGGAAGAGGCAAAGGGCAGGAGCCGCAAGGCCCGCCGCCGGCACGGAAAUCUGCUGCUGGAGUUCAACCGCCGGCAGAGGAAGAACGUGUGGCUGGAGACGCACAUCUGGCACGCCAAGCGCUUCCACAUGGUGAAAAAGUGGGGCUACUGCCUCGGGGACAGACCCACAUACAAGUGCUACCGGCCUAGCUACAGGGCAAUGAGCAACCACUGUCUGCUGCAGGACCUGUCUUACUACUGCUGCAUAGAGCUACAGGGAGAGGAAGACAAGCUGCUGGCUUCUCUGUCCCAGCUAAUCAGCAAGGAGACUGGUCCCACAUUUGCUGCAGCACUGUGUCUAUCAGGGCAGAGACAGGGCAGUGUGGUGGUGUACAGAGCAGGACAGUACCCGAUGCAGCCCCUGGGCCCUGUCACCUUCCUCUGGAGACCCCGUGCACAGGGCUCAACCCACAGGCAGCUAUGGAUUUGGGCUCAUCCCACUAUUAAACAGGACCUUCUUGCUGAGUUACAAACUGUCUGCCAGUGUUGUGAGGCUGUACUUCCUCCCGCUGCUCCAGCGGUGACACCUGCUGAGGUUGUUCCCGCCCUAGAACCGGAGACAAAACCUGAAAAAAGCCCUGAGGCUAAGCAGAUGACUGGAACCAAGAGAAAGCGAACCUGUAAAGAUGCCAGUGAACCUCCUGCCAAGAAGAUCCUGGGAGAUGGAACCAGAUCUCCCACCACCCCAGUUACCUGGAAGUCCAGCUCAAAUGGGAUAGUUAUAAGUGAUCUCACAAUGGAGAUUGUGCGCUAUCGUCUGAUUGGACCACAGUCCCAUUCGGUUCUGGCAGAAACUAUGGAAGCAGCUACAGACUGUGAUGAAAUGACUAAAUCCCAGCCCUCUUCCCUCUGGUGGCCUGAGCACUGCAGAAACGAGAGCAAGAUGAACCUGCAUCAACAACAAGCCGAUGUCUUUCACCUGCUGAAAGAGGUGGAAGAGGAGCAGAGGAGGGAGCUGGCGUUACGAGGAGUGCCGGCACACUGCUGUCAGAGUUCCCUGUGGGAGCGGUCUGUCCGGGACAACGUCACGGAUAACAAGAUAUCCGAGCAGAAGCUGAACCGGAUGAAGACCGAGGUGCUGGUGCCGGGCUCCAGGCUGAGCCCCACUCCGCUGCAGGGCCGAGUCCCCAUCCUGCUGGUUCACCAGCCUGGCAAGCAGGUGGGGCAUGAGAUGAGCUCCUGGGGUGCUGGGUGGGACCUGCUGCUUCCCAAAGGAUGGGGCAUGGCCUUCUGGGUCCCACUGGUGUACAGAGGAGUUCGAAUCGGAGGCCUGACCAUGAGUCUGAAACACUGUCAGAAUAAAGGAGCCGCACACUUCCCCCAUGAUUACCCAGACUGCCCUGCAGGUAUUCACUUUCAGGAGGAGCAGGAGGCACAGCUCCUGGGCAAGUUCAAAAGGCGUCCGCCCGCCAAAAGGACCAAUUACAUUAAACACGGCUGUCUGGCCCCGUUCUGUUGCCCGUGGCAACAGCUGGCAGAGGAGUGGGAGCUCAUCUUGAGGGAAGGAGGAGAGGCACGGGAAGGAGGAGAGGCGCGGGAAGGAGACGGCCAGACCCACACCGCAACGGAGGCCGACGUGGUGCUGGAGGAGGCGGCGACGCCAUGCCCAGACGUCACUGUCACAAAGCCUCCGAGCCGAGUCACUGUACUGAGGAACAGAAAGUCGCUGAGGUUGCUCUCCAGUUGGUGCAGACCCACGACAUCUAAAGGUCAAAGGGUGCGCUGCGGUGGCGGCGUGUCUCCUCUCGACCAGGCGACCAUGACGCCGUUUCUCUCAGCACAUGGGACGAGUCUGGUGUGGGUGCGCCUGUCGCUGCUGUCCAAGGGCAGACCAGAGCUCCACGCCAUGGUGUGCGUGCCGACCGCGGAGGACCUGAAGCUGCUGGACAAAGAGCCCGGCGGCAGCGGCCCCCAGGAGCCGCUGCACAGAGACCACUUUAAAAGUCGAAUUAGACGCCGAAAGAAAAGCCCCAAGACAGCUGCCGUCUCAUUUCUGUGUUCAGAUGAGACGGAGGGCAAAGAGUCAGACCCUCCCUCAGACUCUGAACCAAACCCCACCACAUCUGAAGGGCCCAAAUCCUCCCCCCAGUCUUCCCCGGACCUCACCUUCGGGCUGUGGCCGGACCCUCUGCCGAGUGUCACCGCUCACUGCUCUCGGGUGACGCUAGGCUGGGUCACCCAGGGCGACUUCUCCCUGUCCGCAGGAUGCGGGGAGGCGCUGGGGUUCGUCAGCGUGACCGGUCUCCUCAACACCCUCCUCAACCAGCCGGUGGGACACAGAGGGACGUUGCUGUUGCGCAACCCUGCAUCCCUGCACUACCGCUUCGCUAAAGUCAACCUAGAGGUGUGAUUGAAGAUCAACACGGCUUCUGUCCCGCAGAGGCCUGAAAUGAUCUGUAAUGAAGUCGCAUGCUGCUUCAUUCACGCAGUGAUCCCUGUGCCCUGAUGGGGUACUGAAGACUUGAUGGCAUGCAGUUACUUGGUGGUGUUGUUGGACAAAUCUUUUUUUUAGUUGUGUAUAUUUAACUCUGGAAGGCAUCCUCAUGGUUUCAGUUGAGAAAGGCUGGUUGUGUUUUCAUACAGACGCCUGUGUCCGAGGAAUGCUCCACAAAGAGAUCACUUAAAUACAACUGGGUUUCCAAAAUGAUUUCUAUGAAUUUAUGAAUGAAUUUUGAAUUUGAGAAAAGUUUCGGUUUCAAAAGCGCCACUGAAUUGAAACUUGUUUGAACAUGAGCUAAUAAAAUACCCAUGCUGCAUUUA